CUCUUUGUGUCUUCUGAAAGAAAAAAAAAAAAUUCAAGUUCCGGGCACUGUGGAAUUUCGUGGCGGCAUAUAUCUCACCAGGGUUAAGUGAAAAAUCUCUACCAACGCACGGAGACAGCUACCAGUUUCGUUUCUUAGCUACCUUGGUUUUUCAAUUUGAAAAGUGGUUCUAGGUUAAGAGAUAUUACAAAACAAUUGCACACUCUGGAAAACUGAACUUUUUAUACUGGGACAGUUUCAGUGUGCUGGACAUUUUAUUGUAUACCUUAAACAGACAGAAAUAUAAAAGCAAAAUCUACAUAAAGAAAAAACUCAAAAUGGAUAGCCUGGGAUUAGAAGCCCACCGCGCUAGGGUGAACGACCUACGAGAAAAGAUGACACGAACCAAGACAAUACAAGAACCGGAUCACGACCACGACGACGGGGAUCAUGGAGGAUCCGGGGAUCCGGCGAAGUCGGGCUUUAAGCGAUGCCUUACGACUCUGGACUUAACCUCCUUGGGGGUGGGGAGUUGUUGCGGAACGGGGAUGUACGUCGUCGCAGGUCUCGUGGCUCGGGACGUUGCCGGCCCUGGUGUUAUCAUAUCCUUUGCCAUCGCCGCCAUUGCAUCUAUUUUGUCAGGUGUGUGUUAUGCAGAAUUUGGAGUGCGCGUCCCUAAAACAACAGGCUCCGCCUACAUGUACAGUUACGUCACAGUGGGAGAGUUCAUCGCCUUUGUGAUUGGUUGGAAUCUCAUAUUGGAAUACAUGAUUGGCUCAGCAGCUGGUGCGUGCGCGUUGAGCGCGUGCCUGGAUGCUCUUACCAAUCACACCGUUAGUACAUAUAUGGCUGCACAUUUAGCCCCUGUUAUUGAGAGACCGUACCCCGAUUUCGUCGCUUUUUUCAUCGGAUUUGUAAUGACUUGUGUUUUGGCGGGAGGAGUCAGUAAAUCUGUAAUGUUCAACAACAUUCUGAACGCCAUCAACAUCGCAGUUUGGGUGUUCAUUGUGAUCUGCGGGUUAUUUUACGUCGACAGCAAGAACUGGACUCAGAAUGGCUUCAUGCCGUAUGGAUUUAAAGGGGUUUUAUCUGGUGCCGCCACGUGCUUUUACGCCUUCAUUGGAUUCGACAUCAUAGCCACCACGGGUGAGGAGGCUCGAAACCCGAGCAGGAGCAUCCCUAUAGCCAUUGUGGGGUCGCUAUUCACGUGUCUCACAGCUUAUGUCUCGGUCAGCGUGAUCCUAACACUCAUGUUGCCUUACUUCAUGAUCAAUGGAGACUCUGCCUUGGUGGACAUGUUUGUUCAGCGUGGUGCUCUGGAUGCGGCCAAAUACGUGGUGGCUUUCGGCUCUAUCUGUGCUCUCACUGUCAGUCUUCUGGGCUCGAUGUUCCCUAUGCCUAGAGUAAUAUAUGCAAUGGCUCGAGACGGCCUGUUAUUUGAGUUUUUAGAAAGAAUAAACAGCAGGACCAAAACGCCACUUCUUGCCACCAUAGUUUCUGGGGUGCUAGCGUCAUUUAUCGCCAUGCUGGUUGGUUUGUCCACUCUGGUCCAGAUGAUGUCAAUUGGUACACUGAUGGCUUAUACGUUGGUCUCCAUAUCUAUACUUAUCCUGCGAUAUCAACCGGAUACGGAAGUAGUAGUUCCGCAGCAAGUUGAUGGCCCGGAUCUGGAGUACACUGCGGGUAGGGACCCGGAUUUUGGCGACGGAACAAGACAAAAAUACAAAGACGACGAAUUCCUCUUGCCCUCCCAGGGUGAUGGGAAAUCGUCUUCAUACGGUAGCGUUCCAUUUGAGGAUGACAUGCAAAGACUUGGAUGGUUCAAAAGAAAUUGUAAACUUAUCAAAAUGCAUCUUGGUAUACCUGGAGAUGAGGCAGAACCUAGUGACAGGAGUGCACGGAUUGUUAUCAUAACUGUGGCUGUGAUGUUUCUGGUGAUGAUUAUGUUUUGCCUGUUGGUCGACUUUGGCGGCGAAUAUAUUAUAGAUGGCGCUGCUUGGGCUAUCAUUUUAGCUAUUGUCUUACUUCUGGUCAUAGCGGCCGGAGUGUUUACCAUUUUGAGACAGCCAAUGAAUAGGAGAAAAUUCCAGUUUAUGGCACCAGCUGUUCCAUACCUCCCAGCCGGCGCCAUGUUCAUCAACAUUUACCUAAUGCUCAAGUUGCCUCCUUUGACGUGGGCGAGAUUGGGGGUGUGGUUACUUGUAGGUUUUCUUAUAUAUUUCCUGUACAGCAUACACAACAGCAAGAAGGGAAAGAACAUGCUAGAAAAGCAAAAACUGCAGGAAAUGACCGCUAUUGAUCACCCACAGUCGAUGACAAAUGGCACCGUAAGUCACGCAGAAGAUCACGUGCAUCCAAAUGGCAUAACGCAUGCGCAAGAUGAGGCGCCUAAAUACAUGGCGAGUAAUGGUUUUAACCAUCCCGGAGGUCCAUGAUGAAAAAAAAGGUGCACAAGGGUUAGGAGAGAAGAACGAUCUGUUUUCGACAUUCUUUUUCUUUUGCAAUUAUGUUCGAAAAAAAGACGCGUGCUGCACUAUAGAGCCUGUGACUUAUCGGAAUUUCGUCUGGAGAAAAAUUCAACAUGUGUUUUCUUUAGAUUAAAACGCGAAAUAAAAGCAGUGUAAAGCAAGGGCAUUAUGUGCUUACAGCUUACCAAGUGCUGUUCUGGGAAUAGGGUCUAAGUUAGGACACAUGAUUUAAAAAGCACCAAUUGGAAGCUUUAAUCCGUUUAAUGUACAGUUAAAAGAUUAACCAAAGGCCUAGAUUAAAGCAUAUUUCUCUCUAUAAGUCACACCGUUACCCAUGUUAUUGAAACCAGAAUCUAGAUUUUCUCUGUUCGCGGAGUAGAAGAGUUGAAAUCAAAAAUACAAUGCAGGUCUUAACAUGCAGCCACCAAAGAGCAUGCUGACGAUGUAUGGUGAGACCCAGCACAAGACCCCUUAACUGAAUCUUAAGCCAUCAUCAUUUACAUUUACCUUGGAACAUAGUCUAUUUAAACUUUCACGUGCGUUCUAGAGAAUGUCAAUAAAGAUGUUGCAUGAACAACAAAGUUUUUGGGCUUAACGGGUCAUAAGUUCUCAAGGUGGGGCGUUCUCAAGCAAAGCAUAUUUGCACGGAUUAUAACUCAAGCGCUGACACUUUCUUAAAUGGUUAUAUCUUUAUGUGCACUGUUUUUCCCCCGGCACUGUAGCGUACAAACUAUGGGGCAAUGUGUACGCAUUCAAGCGAUUCCAAACUGA
Molecule: messenger RNA, 3218 nt
Organism: Lingula anatina
Lineage: Eukaryota; Metazoa; Brachiopoda; Lingulata; Lingulida; Lingulidae
Product: solute carrier family 7 member 14
Biological process (GO): transmembrane transport; amino acid transport
Cellular component (GO): plasma membrane
Molecular function (GO): amino acid transmembrane transporter activity
Source: RefSeq, a predicted model, not a curated record